AACUAUUCACAUUGUUCUUGCAACCACAUAGCAUUUUGCACCAUCAUCAACACCACUACUCUCUCUCUCUCUCUCUAACAAGAAAAAGAGGAAGGGCAGUAGCUCAAUCCUUCCUCUCACCUUUACAUCUCUGUUCUUACAAAGUUGUAGCUGUAGCUGCUAGCUAUAGCUAACUACUCUAUCUCUUCUAAUCCUAUCUGACCACUGGUCCUUAAUUAGUCCUUGUUGCUACUUGUAUUUCUUCCUCCUGAUUCCUUCAACCUCAGCUUCCUCUUAUUCGAUCAAUUGCUGAAAUAUCGCAAGGUGACCAGAAGGAAUGUCGGCUCAGAUUGCGCCGGUGCUGGAGCAUGUGUGCUACGUGCACUGCAACUUCUGCAACACAAUUCUUGCGGUCAGUGUCCCGAGUAAUAGCAUGCUGAACAUCGUGACUGUCCGUUGUGGGCACUGCACUAGCCUGCUAUCAGUGAACUUGAGAGGACUGAUCCAGUCACUUCCUGUCCAAAAUCACUUACAGGAGAAUUUCAAGGUCCACAAUAUCAGUUUUACUGAAAACUGCCUUGAGCACGCACCUUCAUCUUCGAAAUACCGGAUGUCAAUGAUGUUCUCAACAAAAAGUGAUCAGGAUCAUAUGCUGCACGUCCGCGCUCCAGAGAAGAGGCAACGCAUUCCGUCAGCAUACAACAGAUUUAUUAAGGAAGAGAUACGGAGGAUUAAAGCAAGCAACCCUGACAUAAGCCAUAGAGAAGCCUUCAGCACCGCAGCAAAGAAUUGGGCGCAUUUUCCAAACAUUCAUUUUGGGCUAGGGCCCCAUGAGUCCACCAGCAAGAAGCUCAAUGAAGCCAUCGGUGCGGCAGGUCGUCCCCAGAAAGUCCAAGAUCUCUACUGAGACCAACCUACAUCAAUCCUUGAUUUCGUAUUGUAAGUAAUUUGAGAAAAAUCUACCUUAAUUCUGAACCGGUUUGUGAGUGCGUUCACAUAUAGAUGAGUGAGAGUGAUAUCAUGAAGUGAGAAAUUACGACAUAUAUGUACGAAAACGUGCUGCUAGCUACCAUGAAAGACUGAAUAAAUACCUGAUCACCGUGUUGUUAUUUAAUUGUUGGAAAUAAAUUAUCCCUUCUGCAAA
Molecule: messenger RNA, 1123 nt
Organism: Phragmites australis (common reed)
Lineage: Eukaryota; Viridiplantae; Streptophyta; Magnoliopsida; Poales; Poaceae
Product: protein YABBY 2-like
Exons: 6
Coding region: 317-886 (189 amino acids)
Biological process (GO): cell fate commitment; multicellular organism development
Cellular component (GO): nucleus
Source: RefSeq, a predicted model, not a curated record